Messenger RNA from Camelus dromedarius (Arabian camel), 2219 nucleotides. It is a transcript of the gene STAMBP, whose product is annotated as STAM binding protein. The transcript is spliced from 10 exons. NCBI's taxonomy places the organism in Eukaryota, Metazoa, Chordata, Mammalia, Artiodactyla, Camelidae. Gene Ontology annotation, biological process: protein K63-linked deubiquitination. The coding region runs from base 333 to 1604 and encodes 423 amino acids. Gene Ontology annotation, molecular function: protein binding; metal-dependent deubiquitinase activity; K63-linked deubiquitinase activity. Gene Ontology annotation, cellular component: cleavage furrow; endosome. The record is from RefSeq and is a predicted model, not a curated record.
GGCCGGCGCGGCCCCAACUACCUCACGCAAAAGACCCGAAAACCUUCGAUAAUUUUGCCCGGUGUUAACAACUUGGGCUUUGCGUGCCUUUGAUAAGGGGGCCUCACGCAGUUUCCCAGAGAUCCCUCUCCGCUGUAUACGCCCCUUUCGCUUAUUGCUGCUACUUCCUUUCGCCUCAUCUUUCCCACCUUCUCCCCUUUUUUGCGGAUGCUGCCUCCCCUCUCUGGAGUGUUGCUCAGCCCUGUAGUCCCGGGCAUCGCUUGCUGGCCUCGGGAGGGGGUUGCAUUCUCGACCAAAAGAUCAUCAUCUCCCGGGAGAACUUCUUGGUCCUGAUGUCUGACCAUGGAGAUGUGAGCCUCCCACCCGAAGACCGGGUGAGGGCUCUCUCCCAGAUAGGUAGUGCAGUGGAGGUAAAUGAAGACAUUCCACCCCGACGGUACUUCCGCUCUGGAGUCGAGAUUAUCCGAAUGGCGUCCAUUUACUGUGAGGAAGGCAACAUUGAACAUGCCUUCAUCCUCUAUAACAAGUAUAUCACGCUCUUUAUUGAGAAACUACCAAAGCAUCGAGAUUACAAAUCGGCUGUCAUCCCUGAAAAGAAAGACACAGUAAAGAAAUUAAAGGAGAUUGCAUUUCCCAAAGCAGAAGAGCUGAAGGCAGAACUGUUAAAACGAUAUACCAAAGAAUAUGCAGAAUAUAAUGAAGAAAAAAAGAGGGAAGCGGAAGACUUCGCCCGGAACGUAGCCAUCCAGCAAGAGCUGGAGAAGGAAAAACAGAGGGUUGCACAGCAGAAGCAGCAGCAGUUGGAGCAGGAACAGUUCCAUGCCUUUGAGGAGAUGAUCCGGAACCAGGAGCUCGAGAAAGAACGACUGAAAAUUGUACAGGAGUUUGGCAAGGUGGACCCUGGCCUGGGUGGCCCACUGAUACCUGACUUGGAGAAGCCCCCCCUCGAUGUCCUCCCCACGGCGCCUGUCAUAUCCACACAGCCUUCGGACUGUAAUACAACUGUAAGGCCUGCCAAGCCACCGGUAGUGGACAGGUCCUUGAAACCCGGAGCGCUGAGCAACUCAGCAGCCCCCACAAUCGAUGGACUGCGCCACGUGGUGGUACCUGGGAAGCUCUGCCCCCAGUUUCUCCAGCUGGCCAGUGCCAACACUGCCCGGGGAGUAGAGACCUGUGGAAUUCUCUGUGGAAAACUGAUGAGGAAUGAGUUUACCAUUACCCACGUUCUCAUCCCCAAGCAAAGUGCUGGGUCCGAUUACUGCAACACGGAGAACGAAGAGGAACUUUUCCUCAUACAGGAUCAGCAGGGUCUCAUCACACUGGGCUGGAUUCAUACUCAUCCCACACAGACUGCCUUCCUCUCUAGUGUUGACCUGCACACUCACUGCUCCUACCAGAUGAUGCUGCCAGAGUCGAUAGCCAUCGUUUGUUCCCCCAAGUUCCAGGAAACUGGAUUCUUUAGACUAACUGACCACGGACUAGAAGAGAUUUCUUCCUGUCGCCAGAAAGGCUUUCAUCCACACAGCAAGGAGCCGCCCCUCUUCUGUAGCUGCAGCCAUGUGACUGUUGUGGACAGAGCAGUGACCAUCACAGACCUUCGAUGAGCUUUUGAGUCAAACACCUGCCAAGAACUAUAACACCGUAUCAGUGUACUGUAGCCCCUUAAUUUAACCUUUCCAGAAACCUCUGGAAGCUUGUUUAGGCAGAAUAGAAAGUGAGUAUCACCUGGGGGAGGACUGAUUUUCUAUUUCUGGUUUGAAAGGAAAUACUCGAAUGUGUUUUUUAGGCACGUCUGGAAAACAGCACGAUCAUGCUGAAGCAACUUUUCAGUCUGCCUGUAACUAAAAAAUUAAGUUGAAAAAAUGCUAUAAUGAGCACUCAUAUACCCUUUGUUAUAAAUUCACUAGUUGUUAACAUUUUUUUCUCUCAGCUAUCCUUCUAAUCUCUCUGCCUAUUUUUUUAUUGUUUACCUUUGGACUAAUUAAGGGCAUCUAUGCAGAAAUUCGGAAGCCAUUUAGAAAAUCUUUGGGUUUUUCUGUGGUUUGUGGCACUAUUAAUGAAGCUUAUUACCAGGCUGAGAGACAGACAGCUCGCUAUGUCUGACCAGGUGGUGAGGCUCGAAAACCCUGAGGAAUGAUUUUGUCAGGAAUUAUUGUUAUUUAACAAAUAUUUCAGGAUAUUUUUUCUUCUACAAUAAAAUAACAAUUAACUUAUAUAUA